Molecule: messenger RNA, 1105 nt
Organism: Drosophila ficusphila
Lineage: Eukaryota; Metazoa; Arthropoda; Insecta; Diptera; Drosophilidae
Gene: epsilonCOP
Product: coatomer subunit epsilon
Exons: 1
Coding region: 105-1022 (305 amino acids)
Biological process (GO): intra-Golgi vesicle-mediated transport; retrograde vesicle-mediated transport, Golgi to endoplasmic reticulum; endoplasmic reticulum to Golgi vesicle-mediated transport
Cellular component (GO): COPI vesicle coat
Molecular function (GO): structural molecule activity; protein binding
Source: RefSeq, a predicted model, not a curated record
CGUUUUGAGAUUGAGCGAAACGGUCACACUUUGACAACUCGACUCGGCCAACUCAGCCGAAAAUAAUCUGUGUUUUGCUUCCAAAUUUACAAAUAAUCAGCGAUAUGAGCCGACAGAACGAAGAAGACACCACUUCGGCGCUGUUUGAUGCCCGCAACGAGUAUUACAUCGGAAACUUCAUGGGCUCGAUCAACUUUGUGCUGCCGGAGCAAGGAACUGCGGGAUCCGAGCUUCUGUCUUACAUGUAUCUCUCGUACUUGGCCAUUGAUUCCGGGCGAAUCGUGGCCUCGGACAUUAAGGAGGGAAAUUCCACGCCCCUGCAGGCCCUGCGACUGGUGCACGAAGCCUUUGAACAGCCAUCGCGGACGGAGGAGCUGCUGGAGAAGCUUACCGAUAAGGUGGCUGGCGAAGAAGACGAGACGAACAUCUGGCACAUUGCCACCGCCAUCGUCUAUUGUCAUGACGGGCAGUUCGAGAAUGCCCUGAAGAUCCUCCACGGCUCCACCAACCUAGAGUCCAUAGCUCUUUCCGUGCAGUGCCUGCUGCGUCUGCAGCGGGUCGAUUUGGCCAAGCAACUCGUCGCCAAGAUGCAGGAGAUUAGCGACGACGCCACGCUGACGCAGCUCGCCCAAGCUUGGGUAGCCCUCGCUCAGGGCACGGAACAGAUGCAGGACGCCUUUCACAUUUACCAGGAGUUCUGCGAGAAAUUCAAGCCCACUCCGGCCUUACUCAACGGCCAGGCAGUGGUGCAUUUGGGGCUGGAGCGGUACGAGGAGGCCGACUCCGUACUGCGCGAAUCGCUGCUUAAAAAGCACAAUGACUACGACACACUAAUCAACCUCAUGGUGCUGGCCCAUCUCACGGCCAAGCCGGCGGAAGCCAUCACCCGGAACCUGGAGCAACUGAGGCAGUUUUACCCCAAGAGCGACUUUGUCACCGAUCUGGAUAAGAAGUCCGCAGAGUUUGACCGCCUGUGCCUGCAAUAUGAUGUUGACGGGGGAGAAAAACUGCUGGCCGUCUAGACAUAACAAGAAAUUCCAAAUAUUCAUUUAUCAAAACCCUUUGUUUAUGUAUUAAACUACAAUAAAAAUUUAUUAGAAAUGUA